Messenger RNA from Vigna radiata var. radiata (mung bean), 1425 nucleotides. RefSeq lists its product as uncharacterized. Bases 592 to 990 code for a protein of 132 amino acids. The record is from RefSeq and is a predicted model, not a curated record. The transcript is spliced from 2 exons. Gene Ontology annotation, molecular function: zinc ion binding. NCBI's taxonomy places the organism in Eukaryota, Viridiplantae, Streptophyta, Magnoliopsida, Fabales, Fabaceae.
AUUUAAGAAAUUCAAUUAGUUUUCACUAAAAAAAUUGGCAGGAAUUAGGAUUUAAAAAAAGGUUAAAUAGAUUCAUUGGUCCCAAUUUUUGCUGGUUUUCUUCAAUUAGGUUCCCGUUUUUUAAAAAUGAUCAAUUUAGUCCCUUAAAUUAAAAACUUUAACCAAUCAAGGACAUUCCGUUAACUUUGGUUAAUGGCGUUAAAAAUGAUCUAUGCUGGCAACAGUAGCUGUAAUGCUACAUAGAGGUGGCACUGAAACACUGCAUGAAGUGGUUAUUAUUUUUUUUAUUAAGGACUAAAAUUAAAAAAGCAUGUGGGUUGAGUUUAAGUAAGGGUAAAAUGGGGAAAGUACGUUAAGUUUAAGUUUAAAAAAACAUGUGCGUUAAGUUUAAGUUUAAGUAAAAGAAGCACGUGGUUUCAUUGAAGGUAAAGGUAAAGGAAUUAGGGAAAUUGGGAAAAGGGUGCUGAGCUGAAACUGAAGCUGAUAAAGGGUGGUGGGUCUUCUUCGAAGGGUGUUGGUCCAUAACAUUUUUGCGAAAUCAAGGUUGGGUCUGGUGGGGAUCAAGUUUAUUGUCGUUUUUCUUCGAAGAGGAUGUCAAAGGAGUACUCUUGUUGUUCGUCGACAUGCAGAAGGAACAAAACCCCUAUUUGCCAUUGUGGACAGAGAUCUGUGAUGAGAACUGCGAACACUAUGAAGAAUCGAGGCAAGCAUUUUUGGGGAUGCUCCAAGUAUAAGAAAGGUGUUGAAGAUGCUGGUUGCAACUUCUUCAAAUGGUGCACAGAUGUUGGAACUGAGGACAGUGGUCGUUACAUGAAGAACGAAGGGAAGAAAGAAACUUUGGUCAUCAGUGAAGAAUUGGAGAGUACUAGGAAAAUGAUAGUUAAGAUACAUAAAUCAGUGUUGUUUCUUGAAAACUGUAUGAAGGGGUUGGUUUGUUUUUUAUGUGUCAUAGAGAUUAUUUUAGUUUCAAUGUUAGUGAGAAUGGGAUGAUUCGUUGUAAUCUGAUAUGUUUGAAUGUAAUUUGAAUGAUGUUGAUGAGUGAAUGAAAUGAGAAUGAGAUGUUUUUUUUUUAAUCUGAAUCUAAAUCUGUAAUAUGUAUUAUGUUGUUGAUCCUUAUAAGUAGUACAAAAUAAGUCAAUUUUUGAACACUUUAAACAGCCACUUUGAUGAACCACUUUGAACAUAGCACUUUCAGUCAAUGUUUGAAGACUUUAAACAACCACUUUUAGUAUAAAUAUGUGACAUCAAUCAGUAUAUAUAUAAGUUGAGACUGCAAGUCAUAUUUUCCCUGCUAGACUGCAAGUCAUAUUUCUUUGCUAGACUGCAAGUCAUAUUUUCCCUGCAUUUAACAGCCAUGCUUCACCAGGUAGAACAAAUUUUUCAACAUGAUCAUCACAGCAAAAUAUCUUAUUCUCACCUCUAAAU